AGAAUCUAACAACAACUUAAAGUUAUGGGUGUCCGAAAAAUAUAGACAGUAUUUGGCUGAAUAGGCUUAUGUAAUGAAUAUUUAAAAAUAAUAAGUUUCCAUGUUUUGUGUGGACAAAUAGAUUGAUUGCGGAAUCAUGCUCAACGAGCUUGUUUUCUGGGGUAACAUUUGAUGCGAACACUGUUUCAUACAGGCUGAUGCAAGUGGAAUGAGUGAGCUGUCAACUGUGCACUUUUACACGUGAAGAAAUGACUGACUGUCAAGGCAACGGAGAAGGAUCCAAUAGUCCAAUGGAGCUGUAUGAGAAACUGAACGCACAGGGAGACAUAGUCAGGUCCUUGAAGACGGCAAAAGCGGAAAAAACUGAAAUUGAUGCUGCCGUCCAGCUGCUGCUGAAGCUAAAAACUGACUACAAACAGGUGACAGGUCAGGAUUAUAAAGCUGGAUGUCCGCCAUCAGAAAACGUAGUCGCCAGCGACAACGGGCCAGCUUUAGACGGUGCCGAUGGAGAGGACACAGUGGACCCCUGGAAUGUCGCCACCACCAACGCCAAAGGAGUAGACUACGACAAACUUAUAGUGAGAUUUGGCAGCAGCAAAAUUGACAAGGAGCUGGUAGACAGAGUAGAAAAAGUCUCGGGACAGAAACCUCAUCGUUUCCUGCGGAGAGGAAUCUUCUUCUCACACAGAGACAUGCAUCAGGUACUGGACGCAUAUGAGAAGCACAAGUCUUUCUACCUUUACACGGGCAGGGGACCAUCAUCAGAAGCCAUGCACGUCGGUCACCUCAUCCCUUUCAUCUUUACCAAAUGGCUUCAAGAUGUGUUUGAUAUCCCUUUGGUCAUCCAGUUGACUGAUGAUGAAAAGUACCUGUGGAAGGAUCUUACACUAGAAGAAUGCCACCGCUUUGCAGUGGAAAACGCCAAGGACAUCAUCGCCUGCGGCUUUGACGUUAACAAGACCUUUAUCUUCUCUGACCUCGAUUACAUGGGUGCGUCCCCUGAAUUCUACAGGAACGUGGUAAAGAUCCAGAAGCACGUUACAUUUAAUCAGGUUAAAGGCAUCUUUGGCUUUACAGACAGUGACUGCAUAGGUAAAAUCAGCUUCCCCGCCAUCCAGGCAGCCCCAUCCUUCAGUAAUUCUUUCCCACAGAUUUUUGGUGGAAGAAAAGACGUGCAGUGUCUCAUCCCGUGUGCCAUAGACCAGGACCCCUAUUUCAGAAUGACACGCGACGUGGCUCCACGGAUUGGUUAUCCCAAACCAGCGCUGUUGCACUCCACCUUCUUCCCCGCCCUGCAGGGGGCGCAGACCAAGAUGAGCGCCAGUGACGCCAACUCCUCCAUCUUCCUGACCGACACGCCCAAACAGAUUAAGAACAAGGUCAACAAACACGCAUUUUCGGGUGGAAAAGACACAGUGGAGGAGCACCGGAAGCACGGCGGCAACCCAGACGUUGAUGUCUCAUUCAUGUAUCUGACCUUCUUCCUUGAGGAUGACGAGCAGUUGGAGAAAAUCAGACAGGACUACGCGAGUGGAGCCCUCCUAACAGGAGAACUGAAGAAGAUUUUGAUUGAGACUCUGCAGCCCAUGAUUGCACAACAUCAAGAGAGGCGCAAACUAGUCACAGAAGAGAUGGUGCAGCAGUUCAUGACACCCAGACCGUUGAAUUUUAAAUUGUAGCUCUCGUGAGGAUCAGAAGUCCCGGCUCAUCAUGUCUAGCUUUUCCAUUACAAAGUCCUUGUAGGUAGGAAUGGGUGGAGUCACUGGAAGGAUCACCCGAUUCUCUGUGUGAAGCUAAAUUAAAGCAUAGCGUCACCAUGCCUUCAUGCUAACUGUUGACUUCACUCCGCAUGUACACAUUUUUUUUAUAUCUAGUUUGAGAUCUUUCAGUCUUGUAAGACCAUUAAAAUGGUGUACAGAAAUGUAUUCAAAGCAGUCUGCCAUGCAAGUUUUUUCUGCUUUUAAAGAUUGGUGGUGUGAUGAUAUUCUGUAUCCCUUACAGGUGUAAGAGAUACAAGCAGGUGUUACUGUGAUCAGCAAAAUUAACUAAUAUGUAUCAAAAAGUGAGUUGAAAAAAGGUAAAAGUUUGAUUUAACUAAUAACGAUACAAACUGCUACAUCAUGUUAAUGAUUAAUAAUCACAAUGUGAACGGUUGUUCGAAUGGUAAAAACGAAAGCAUGACUUGGGCUUUCAUGAAAAUAAUGCUCCGAAUUGUUCUAUCUAUUGUUACGCUAGAGCACUUACAAUGGUAUGCAGCAAAAAAAAAAAAAAAGAUAAGUGCUCUUUAUAAAGUCUUAAUA
Molecule: messenger RNA, 2300 nt
Organism: Menidia menidia (Atlantic silverside)
Lineage: Eukaryota; Metazoa; Chordata; Actinopteri; Atheriniformes; Atherinopsidae
Source: the annotation of a GenBank genome assembly